Diprion similis is the source of this 4809-nucleotide messenger RNA. Its product is annotated as probable multidrug resistance-associated protein lethal(2)03659. The record is from RefSeq and is a predicted model, not a curated record. Gene Ontology annotation, cellular component: membrane. Lineage: Eukaryota; Metazoa; Arthropoda; Insecta; Hymenoptera; Diprionidae. Gene Ontology annotation, molecular function: ABC-type transporter activity; ATP binding; ATP hydrolysis activity. The coding region runs from base 267 to 4163 and encodes 1298 amino acids. The transcript has 12 exons. Gene Ontology annotation, biological process: transmembrane transport.
GCAUCGCUUUGGAGAAGGCAAAGUGCCGCAGUUUGCCACACGGUCGGUUACUCGACAGGUCUGCGUCUCGCAGCGAGAGGAGGAGGACGCGACGAGACGAGGAUUCGAUUGGAUUCGAUCCUCCGAAUGCUUGGAUUGACGGGCCCGAGUCAACGCGAGAAAGAGCUGAGCCAUCGGCGUUCGAGGCACGCAGGAGCGUAACGCAUCGAGAACGACGUGACUGUGCUAGAUGAAAGGCAUUUGGUAAUUAUCCAACUUCAUGUGCCAUGGACAAGUCGGAGAAACAACAAGCGCAACGGAAUCCGCGCGAAACAGCAAAUCCGUUCUCGGUCGUCACAUUCGGAUGGGUUCUGAGGACGUUCGCUUUGGGAUACCAACGAGAGCUUGAAGUGACAGACCUCUAUGCACCCCUUAAUGAACACAAGAGCAACGUCCUCGGGGAUCGAAUAUCAAGGAUCUGGGAGAAGGAACAAGAAAGAUGCCGUCGAGCAAAGAAGGGAACUCAGCCCAGUCUGCUCAGAGUACUUGUAAGGUGCUUUGGCCCCCGGAUUAUGAUGUUGGGGAUCAUAAUAGCAGCCUUGGAGUUUCUCGUAAGGAUAACGCAGCCGUUGAUGUUAGCCGGGUUGCUUCGAUAUUACCGCACUGACAAUGUCGAUGGGUCCAAAAUGACAAAGGACAAAGCAUACUUGUGGGCCGGUGGAAUAAUUUUAUGCUCUACCCUCAACUUCCUAGUGAUUCACCCCUGUAUGUUGGGAAUAAUGCACACGGGAAUGAAAAUAAGGGUCGCCUGCUGCUCGCUCAUCUACAGGAAGGUCUUAAAACUCUCGAAAUCCGCUUUGGCUGAGACGACUGUUGGGCAGGUUGUUAAUCUGCUUAGCAAUGAUGUUAACAGAUUUGAUUUGGCAGUUUAUUUUAUCCACUACAUUUGGCUGGGGCCCUUAGAGUCUGUGGUAAUAACUUACCUGAUUUACAUCGAAGUUGGGUGGUCCGCGGUCAUUGGAAUGCUGACAUUGCUAUUCUUCAUUCCGUUGCAAGGGUAUCUUGGAAAAAAGUCCUCCAUAUUCAGACUGAGAAUCGCUCUUCGAACGGAUGAAAGAAUUCGCCUGAUGAAUGAAAUCAUAAAUGGUAUUCAAGUAAUAAAGAUGUAUACGUGGGAAAAGCCAUUUUCUUAUCUCGUAGAGAUCGCAAGACGGAAAGAGGUUAACGCCAUAAAGAAAAAUUCAAUCGUCUUAGGAAUAUCAUCAUCGUUUGACAUGUAUACACCGAGACUCUGCGUCUUCGUCACGAUACUGGCUUACGUUCUUAUGGGUUACAAAAUUACCACGGAACAAGUAUUCAUGAUGACAGCCUUUUACAACGUCCUUCGCACAGCAAUGACAAUUGCCUUCCCAAUCAGUAUGACCCAAAUUGCCGAAGCGUUGGUGUCCGUCAGGCGUUUGCAAAAAUUCAUGCUACACGAGGAGAGAGAAAAACCAGCAAUUAAAGCUAAUGGACAAGCCAAUUCAGAGAAAAUCAGCAACAGCCAGUACUCCGUUAUGUUGAAAAAUGCUACGGCAAAAUGGGUGCCAGAUAACAAAGAGGACACCCUUUCACAGUUGAACAUCGAGAUAAAACCUGGUCAACUUGUGGCAGUUAUCGGUCACGUGGGAUCCGGAAAAACAAGUCUUCAUCACCUAAUAUUACGUGAACUUCCCAUCGUUAGUGGCAGUAUUGAAGUGAACGGUAAAGUCGCUUACGCGAGUCAAGAACCGUGGCUUUUCGCCUCUUCUAUUAGACAAAACAUCCUUUUUGGUCGACCUAUGGAUAAGGCGCGCUACGAGAGUGUCGUCAGUGUUUGUCAAUUAAAGAGGGAUUUCACCCUAUUUCCCUAUGGCGAUAAAACGAUUGUUGGCGAACGGGGAAUCAGUUUGAGCGGAGGACAGCGUGCGAGAAUAAAUUUAGCGAGGGCCGUUUACUCGGAGGCGGAUAUUUACCUCUUCGACGAUCCUCUGUCGGCGGUAGACGCUCACGUGGGAAGACACUUGUUCGACGAAUGCAUCAAGGGUUACCUCCAGGGUAAAACCAGGAUAGUCGCGACACACCAGCACCAGUAUCUUAAGUAUGUCGAUCGGAUAAUCGUGAUGAACAAUGGCGAAGUGGAAGCUGAGGGUACUUUCGAAGAACUUGAAACUGCUGGACUCGAUUUUGUCAAGCUCCUGCAGGAGCAAGCUAACGUGCCAGACGAUAACGAAAGCACGCGGAAAAGCUUGAGUCGAAAAUCUUCAAUUCAGAGCAUGAGAUCCGAAGAGAUAAACGACGUGGAUCCCGUCGAGGAAGCGGAACUGAGAUCAACUGGUCGAAUAUCGGCCAAAAUCUAUCUGUCCUACUUCAAAGCAGCUGGCAGCGUUUGUUUCGUCGUCUGUAUGUUCUUGGUGUGCAUCCUAAACCAAGUUUUCGCUAGUGGCGGCGACUACUUCAUCACAUACUGGGUAAACACGGAGGAGACCUCAGUAAACAUAAUCAACGACACAUUGGUAUUUAAUUGGACGGCGCCAUUGACCAGAGACAUGUGUAUUUACACAUACAGCGGAAUUACGGUUGCCACCGUCAUCUUCACUUUCCUGCGGACGUAUAUGUUUGUCAGCGUUUGCAUGCGGGCGUCGAAAACCUUGCACGGCAACAUGUUCAGAUGCAUAACUAGGACCACAAUGCGUUUCUUUAAUACGAAUACAUCCGGACGUAUUUUGAACAGGUUCUCGAAAGACAUGGGUGCCAUUGAUGAGCUUCUGCCGAUGAGUAUGUCUGACGUUGUGCAGAUUGGUCUUUCGCUACUUGGUGUGAUUGUGCUAGUUACAAUGAUCAGACCUUUGCUCCUGAUACCGACCGUGAUUAUCCUCAUCCUGCUGUAUCUUAUGCGAGUUAUCUACAUCAGUACCAGCCGUAGUGUCAAACGAUUAGAAGGAAUAACUCGUUCUCCGGUAUUCGGACAUCUAAGUGCAACUUUGAACGGAUUGACUACGAUUCGAGCAUUCGACGCCGAAGCGAAUCUCGCGAAAGAAUUUGAUAACCACCAAGACUUACACUCUUCAGCCUGGUACAUAUUCAUAUCGUGUUCGCGAACGUUUGGAUAUUACCUGGACUUCACUUGCGUGAUCUACACUGGUCUCGUGACAUUUAGUUUCCUUGUUCUGAGCCAAGAGACUUUCGGAGGAAACGUGGGUCUGGCAAUUACUCAGUGCAUCGGACUGACCGGGAUGCUCCAAUGGGGCGUCCGGCAGACUGCGGAAAUGGAGAACCAUAUGACAUCCGUCGAGAGGGUUCUUGAGUACAGCAAUCUUGAACAGGAACCGCCGCUUGAGAGUAAACCGGAACAUAAACCGCCACAAGAAUGGCCAACAGAAGGUAGAAUACAAUUCUGGAACAUGUUUCUGAGGUACGAUAGAUCCGAACCCCCGGUUCUGAAGAACCUCAACUUCGUAAUCAUGCCAAGGGAGAAAAUUGGCAUCGUCGGACGAACCGGUGCCGGAAAGUCUUCGUUGAUAUCUGCAUUGUUCCGACUUGCGUACAUUGACGGUGAAAUAUACAUUGACGACGUACCAUCGAGUAGCUUGGGGGUGCAUGAUCUGCGGUCCAAGGUCAGCAUAAUUCCGCAGGAACCGGUUCUGUUCUCUGGACGUCUGCGUGAAAAUCUUGAUCCGUUUGACGAGUAUUCGGACGAUGUGCUUUGGCAAGCGCUGGAGGAAGUGGAGCUUAAGGAAGCCGUAAACGAGUUGGCGGGUGGCUUAAAUUCCAAAAUGUCCGAGGGUGGCACUAACUUCAGUGUCGGGCAACGACAAUUGGUCUGUCUUGCUCGUGCCAUUGUUAGAAACAAUCAAAUAUUGGUGCUUGAUGAAGCUACAGCCAAUGUAGACCCUCAUACUGAUGUCUUGAUUCAAAAAACUAUUAGAAAGAAGUUUGCUGGCUGCACCGUUCUCACCAUAGCGCACCGACUCAACACCGUUAUGGACAGCAGCAAAGUGCUUGUUAUGGAUGCCGGUACCAUGGUGGAGUUUGAUCAUCCUCAUUUAUUGCUUCAAAAUCGACAAGGGUACUUGUACGACAUGGUGCAGCAGACCGGACAUUCAAUGGCGGAUAAUCUCACAAAAAUAGCAGAAAAGAAUUACACUAGCCAAACAUCAACUUGAAGAAAUACAUGAAGGAAACUAGGAUUCUAAACUUGCCAAGAACGUACGAGUAUGAAUCAUCAAUCAUCCAUUAACAAGUCUGCACAUAAUACGUUAAUCAAAAUCUCUUUCACGAAGCCUUCCAUCUCUCAUUCUUAACAUGUCGUACAUUAUAUUUAAAAGUAAUUCAUGCGAAAAUCAAAUAUUUUUAUAUAGUCUUUUUUAAUGUGUCUUAAAACAUAGUUAUUAUCUACCAUUUUCAAACUUUGUAUACUUUUCCAUUAAUUUUUAAGGACCUUAUAGGUGCGAAUACUGAUAUCGAAUCAGAGCGGACCAUAGCUGACCUUAAUCUUAUAGGUACUUAUUAUACUGGCAAGUUUUAUUCACAGCCAGAACAAGUUUAUAAGCUUUAUAUAAGUAUACAACAUACAAGCUCAGUAUAUGGGCUUACACUAGGUUUCAAUUACUAGAUUUAAUAGAAUAAUAAUCAAUAUUGCAGUAUUCGUUUGUUGUGGCAAAUCGCAUAUAAAAACGAUCUCAGUAAUCAAUGUGCCUAAAACAAUUAAGAUAGAAAGAUGUUGUUGUUAUUAUUAUUAUUAUUAUUAUUAUUAUUAUUAUUAUUCAAUAUUAUUACUAUGAUUAUAUUGAUUAAAGAACAAUUAUUAUA